CUCCCCGUCUCUCUGCGGUUUCUGCAGACCCGCAGCGGCUGCCGCGGGAGACCCCAGCUGCGGCGUCCGGUGAGUGCGCGGCGGACGGCGCCGAGGCCCGAGGCGAGACAUGCCGUCUUCUGUGGACGCGCUGAGUCCGGCCAGGCCCCUGCCUCCGGGCCUGGCCCCGAUGUCCUGCUGCUGGUCCACUGAGACCAUGCAGAAGUGGUUGCCCUUCCUGGCCUGGCUGCCCAACUACACCUGGUACGCGCUGAAGAUGGACUUCCUCGCCGGGAUCUCAGUUGGGCUCACGGUCAUCCCCCAGGCCUUGGCCUAUGCUGAGGUGGCUGGACUCCCUCCCCAGUACGGCCUCUACUCUGCCUUCAUGGGGUGCUUCGUCUACUUCUUUCUGGGCACCUCCCGAGAUGUGACUCUGGGCCCCACCGCUAUCAUGUCCCUCCUGGUCUCCUUCUACACCUUCGGCAAGCCCGCCUACGCUGUGCUGCUGGCCUUCCUGUCAGGCUGCAUCCAGUUAGGCAUGGGGUUUCUGCGCUUGGGGUUACUGCUGGACUUCAUCUCCUGCCCUGUCAUCAAAGGUUUCACCUCGGCUGCCGCCAUCACCAUCAGCUUUGGACAGAUCAAGAACCUGUUGGGAUUGCAGCACAUCCCCAGACAGUUUUUCCUGCAAGUGUAUUACAUCUUUCGCAACAUCGGAGAGACCAGGGUGGGCGAUGUGGUGCUGGGGCUGGUCUGCAUGCUGCUGCUGCUGGUGCUGAAGCUGAUGCGGGACCACGUGCCUCCCGUCCACCCCGAGAUGCCCCCCGGCGUGCGGCUCAGUCACGGGCUGGUUUGGACUGCCACGACAGCUCGCAACGCCCUAGUUGUGUCCUUUGCUGCCCUGGUCGCGUACUCCUUCGAGGUGACUGGAUACCAGCCCUUCGUUCUAACUGGGAAGACACCCGAGGGGCUGCCUGAACCCCACGUCCCUCCCUUCUCAGUGACCACCACCAACGGGACAGUCUCCUUCACCGAGAUGGUGCAGGGCAUGGGGGCCGGACUGGCCGUGGUACCCCUGGUGGGUCUCCUGGAGAGCAUCGCAGUGGCCAAAUCCUUUGCCUCUCAAAAUAACUACCGUGUUGACGCCAACCAGGAGCUGCUGGCCAUCGGCCUGACCAACAUCCUGGGCUCCAUCUUCUCUUCCUUCCCCGUCACGGGCAGCUUUGGACGGACAGCUCUGAAUGCCCAGUCGGGGGUGUGCACCCCUGCAGGGGGCCUGAUGACGGGAACCCUGGUGCUGCUGUCGCUCGACUACCUGACCUCGUUCUUCUACUACAUCCCCAAGUCCGCCCUGGCCGCCGUCAUCAUCAUGGCCGUGGUCCCCCUGUUCGAUACCAAGAUCGUCCGGACGCUGUGGCGCGUGAAGAGGCUGGACUUGCUGCCCCUCUGCGUGACCUUCCUGCUCUGCUUCUGGGAAGUCCAGUACGGCAUCCUGGCCGGGACCCUGGUGUCUGUGCUGAUUGUCCUGCACUCCGUGGCCAGACCCAAGAUACAGGUGUCGGAGGGACAGGUGCUGAUCCUGCAGCCGGCUGGUGGCCUGCACUUCCCUGCGAUCGACAACCUCCGGGAGGACAUACUGAACCGGGCUUUGGGAACCUCCCCGCCACGCUGCGCCAUCCUGGACUGCACCCACGUCUUCAGCAUCGACUACACCGUGGUGCAGGGGCUUGGGGAACUCAUGGAGGACUUCCACAAGCGGGGUGUCACCCUUGCCCUCAUUGGCCUGCAGGUCCCCGUUCUCCGUGUCCUGCUGUCUGCUGACCUGAAGGGCGUCCUGUACUUCUCCACCAUGGAAGAAGCAGAGAAAUACCUGAAGCAAGAACCUGGGGCUCAGCCCUACAACGUCAGCGAGGACUCUGUUCCGGAACACAAGAUCGCCCUGCUGAAGGCCUGACUGGGCCUCUGACGGGCGCGGGCAGAGGGCCUCACGGAAGGUUCUUGUCACUGUGGUGCCAGAUGCCGCCUUACGGAUGGACCUGAGAAACUUGAGCAGGUGACCCGGAGGAGGGGAAGGGAACUGGGGAUCCACAGGUGGGAUUCCUCCCUUCCCCCGGGGUGACUGAUAAAGGACCUCCCUUCUGCUGUUCCCUGUGUGUGAACGCUUUUUUGAAGAGUGGUUUGGAGAAUGGCAGAUCAUGUGAGAAAGGGAAGGGCAGGGAUUUCAGCCUGGUCUGGGAGAGGAGCCCUCUCGCCCCAGCGCCCUCCUGGAUUCCGGGGGAAGGUGGGGUAAGCGGGCACCUCGCAGCUGGGUGCCCUUUCUGAUGGCGGCGGCUGUGCUGUUGCUGGGAGGAAAACCGAGGUUUGCCAAACGAUUUAAAGUUUUAAAAAUAACUUUGCUGUUUGUGUUUUCUAAAAUUUAAAAAAAGUGAUAGCUUUGGUGUUUUUGUAAAAUUCAUAAAUGCUUAUUGUAAAAUCUACAGGACACCAUCCCCACUCCCCCUUCCACUCUGGCAAUAGAUCCAGACCCCCCCUUCCAGGACACGCACACGUGUGUACGUGAGCACGUGGGUGUGUGUUUACAGUCGUGUAAGUGGGACCAUUCCAUCCACGGUGCUCUGUGACGCACAUUUUCACGCGGUCAUUGCUGUGAAUUAUCGUUGUGCUAAUAAACAGAGAAUAUGUGGUUA
Messenger RNA from Camelus dromedarius (Arabian camel), 2663 nucleotides. RefSeq names its product solute carrier family 26 member 11 (gene SLC26A11). The transcript is spliced from 17 exons. Lineage: Eukaryota; Metazoa; Chordata; Mammalia; Artiodactyla; Camelidae. Gene Ontology annotation, biological process: transmembrane transport. Gene Ontology annotation, molecular function: secondary active sulfate transmembrane transporter activity. The coding region runs from base 110 to 1930 and encodes 606 amino acids. Gene Ontology annotation, cellular component: plasma membrane. The record is from RefSeq and is a predicted model, not a curated record.